AUGAUGUGCAGUUUGAAGAGUUUUCUCCUGGCUGCUUCGGUGACGGUGCUUCUACUCCACUUCUGUGGUGAAACAGAAGCAGCAAGCAACUUUGACUGCUGUCUCCGAUAUACAGAAAACAUCAUUCCUCCCAGAUAUAUUGUGGGCUUCACACAGCAGCUGGCCAAUGAAGCCUGUGACAUCAAUGCCAUCAUCUUUCAUACAAAAAGGAAAUUAGCCGUGUGUGCAGACCCAAAGCGGAUUUGGGUGAAACAAGCCGUGCGUAUCCUCAGCCAAAGAGUCAGAAAGAUGUAAAAAUAGAA
This is a messenger RNA of Otolemur garnettii (small-eared galago), 302 nucleotides long. RefSeq names its product C-C motif chemokine ligand 20 (gene CCL20). NCBI's taxonomy places the organism in Eukaryota, Metazoa, Chordata, Mammalia, Primates, Galagidae. The record is from RefSeq and is a predicted model, not a curated record. The coding region runs from base 1 to 294 and encodes 97 amino acids. Gene Ontology annotation, biological process: immune response; inflammatory response; monocyte chemotaxis. The transcript is spliced from 4 exons. Gene Ontology annotation, cellular component: extracellular region. Gene Ontology annotation, molecular function: CCR chemokine receptor binding; chemokine activity.